Messenger RNA from Parnassius apollo (apollo), 387 nucleotides. The record is from the annotation of a GenBank genome assembly. NCBI's taxonomy places the organism in Eukaryota, Metazoa, Arthropoda, Insecta, Lepidoptera, Papilionidae.
AUGUCGCCGCCUGCUGCCAGCCGCGUGCUUGUGGACGGCGUGGACGUGGCCUCGCUGCACCUGCACGCGCUCAAGUACCACAGCUGCACCGGCGCCGGCAAGAGCUCGCUGCUGCGCCUGGCGCCACCCGCCGCCAGCCGCGUGCUUGUGGGCGGCGUGGACGUGGCCACGCUGCACCUGCCCGCGCUCAGGUACCGCAGCUACACCGGCGCCGGCAAGAGCUCGCUGCUGCGCCUGGCGCCGCCCGCCACCAGCCACGUGCUUGUGGACGGCGUGGACGUGACCACGGUGCACCUGCACGCGCUCAGGUACCGCAGCUGCACCGGCGCCGGCAAGAGCUCGCUGCUACGCCUGGUGUCGCUCCCCAUCAUAUUCUUUGACAAAUAG